Molecule: messenger RNA, 1176 nt
Organism: Penicillium riverlandense
Lineage: Eukaryota; Fungi; Ascomycota; Eurotiomycetes; Eurotiales; Aspergillaceae
Product: Zn(II)2Cys6 transcription factor
Exons: 3
Coding region: 1-1176 (391 amino acids)
Source: RefSeq, a predicted model, not a curated record
AUGGGGGGUAUGUUUCCGUAUAUCCGGCAUCUUUUAGGCACGGACCCUAGCCCCGCACUACAGGCUGCAAUCAAGGCCAUAGGGCUGGCAAGCAUGUCAAACACACGCAUGUCGGCGGAGUUGAUGCGCGCUGCACGACAAGAGUAUAGCACGGCUUUACUAGCCACUAACCGCGCGCUACAAGAUCGGAUCCAAUUUAAAUCAGACUCCACUUUGGCCGCGGUGAUGCUACUUAGCAUGUACGAGACAAUUACCUGUCGCAGCCCGGACCUAAUGGGUCGAUGGAUGAGUCAUGUACAAGGGGCGACGAAGCUCAUUGAGAUGCGAGGUGCUCAGCAACUGCAGACUCCAACUGGCCUACAGUUGUUCUCCCAGAUCCGCAUACAGAUCACCUUGGGUCACAUAUUUUAUAAACAAUACGCACCGCCUGUCGUUGUCCAAUUGUCAAAGGAGGCGGCUGCCCACCGCGACAGCGGACUCGAAAAAAUUGAAGAUUUCUUCGACAUCCUAGUGCAAGUCAGCAACCUCUCCGCAGAAAUCCGUGCGAACGCCAGCAGGGGUUCGUCGUUCGGCAACCCCGCACCCUUCAUUCAAAAGGCCCUCCAGCUAGAUAUAGCCCUAGUAUCAUGGGCCACGUCCAUCAAUCCUGCCUGUCCAUACACCACUGUCAGUGCCCUCUAUACCAAAAAGCACGACUAUGAUUACCGCUCGGUGUACGGCGAAAGCUACCAUGUAUAUCCAAACGUCGAGAUCGCAUCUCUGUGGAACAACUACCGCCUCACGCGCAUCAUCAUCCACGAGAUUAUAGGCAGCAUCUACGUCAGACUACUGAAACCGGGUGGUCCGCCAGAGGACCGCCUGAUGGCGUUGCGGAGUAUAGCGAUCAGUAGGCAGAUGGCGGAGGAUAUAUGCUCCAGCGUGCCUUAUCACUUCAACUCCGGGGAUGUGGCCAUAGGGAGCGCGUUCCGGCUUAUCUGGCCAUUGUAUGUUGCGUCAGAUUGUGUGGGGUCAGCGCCCACGAUGAAGCAGUGGAUUGUGCGGACUCUAGAGAAGAUUGGACAAGCAACGGGCGUCCAGCAGGCCCUCACUAUGUCGCAGCUUGUGAAAAGAGAGACAGAGUUGCAAUGGUUGUCUAGAGAGUUGGAUAAAAUGGAGGGGAAUAUAGAAUCCGUCUAG